Molecule: messenger RNA, 243 nt
Organism: Colletotrichum chrysophilum
Lineage: Eukaryota; Fungi; Ascomycota; Sordariomycetes; Glomerellales; Glomerellaceae
Exons: 1
Source: RefSeq, a predicted model, not a curated record
AUGGCCUUUCGUGGUAUUGUGAGGGACGCCGCCCAUGUCAGUCUUCUGUCAGCCGCGUACGAAAAACAUGUUCGCGUGAACGAGACCCCAGAGAUCGACACCACAUUCCCGACAACUGCUCAGCAAGACAGGGAGUGCGCGGAACGAAUCUUCGCUGUAUGGCAGGAUACAUCCGACUUUUACGAGAAGCGGCGGGCGAUCGAGAAGAAAAGCCAGAACUUGCACCUUUCAAAGGUCGAGACG